Manis javanica (Malayan pangolin) is the source of this 5265-nucleotide messenger RNA. RefSeq names its product KN motif and ankyrin repeat domains 1 (gene KANK1). Gene Ontology annotation, molecular function: protein binding. Gene Ontology annotation, biological process: negative regulation of actin filament polymerization. The record is from RefSeq and is a predicted model, not a curated record. Gene Ontology annotation, cellular component: cytoskeleton; cytoplasm. NCBI's taxonomy places the organism in Eukaryota, Metazoa, Chordata, Mammalia, Pholidota, Manidae.
GGUUGGGAGGAGCGCCUGGAGAGUGAUUGUCACAGUACUGGAUGGACUGCUGACCAAUUAUUGAAUUACUUCCAUCUUUUGACCACACUAGGAAAUUGUCCAUGGAGUUGAUAUAUUUAUUGCAGUAAUUUCUGGCCUUACAUGAUUUAGGUUGAAUGCAUUUGGGAACUCGAUGCAUAAAAUUUGCAUGACUUCCCAAACCUUUCUGGAUCUGUCAUUGGGUUCAAGCCAGCAUGGCUCACAUCACAAAGGUUAACGGCUGUGCCUCAGGAGAAACAGAUGUUCCAAAUGGAGAUCAUGACAAGGAACAGAAAGAUCCUUAUUUUGUGGAGACGCCCUAUGGUUAUCAACUAGACUUAGAUUUCCUCAAAUAUGUGGAUGACAUACAGAAAGGAAACACCAUCAAGAAACUAAACAUCCAGAAGAGGCGGAAGCCUUGUGUGCCAUGCCCAGACACGAGGGCCACCCCAGGUCAGCAAGGUAUAUGGACUUCCACUGAAUCCCUCUCCUCCUCCAGCAGUGGUGACAACAAGCAGUGCCCCAGCUUCCUCGUGAACAGGAGCCAGGUUACAUCAACUCCAAUCCCAAGGCCACCCGCCCCUCUGGAGACCUCACCCACUUUUCUUACUGUUCCAGAGAGUCGACAGCUGCCACCACCCUCACCACAACUCCCAAAGCACAACCUUCAUGUCACCAAGACCCUGAUGGAGACCCGGAGGAGACUGGAACAGGAGAGAGUCACCAUGCAGGUGGCACCGGGUGAGUUCCGGAGGCCCAGGCUGGCCAGCUUUGGAGGCAUGGGCUCUACAAGCUCUCUCUCCUCCUUGAUGGGUUCUGGAAACCACAAUCCUGCCAUGCACCAGCUUCAGAAUGGUUACCAAGGCAAUGGGGAUUAUGGUGGCUACGCCCCAGCUGCUGCCACUUCCUCCAUGGGGAGCUCCAUCCGUCACAGCCCCCUGAGCUCAGGGAUCUCCACUCCAGUGACCAAUGUGAGCCCCAUGCACCUGCAGCAAAUCCGUGAGCAGAUGGCCAUUGCCCUGAAACGCCUAAAGGAGCUUGAGGAGCAGGUGAGAACCAUCCCUGUGCUCCAGGUGAAGAUCUCUGUUUUGCAAGAGGAGAAAAGGCAGUUGGCCUCACAACUGAAAAACCAAAGAGCUGCAUCCCAGAACAAUGUGUGCGGUGGUGUGAGGAAGCGGUCCUAUAGCGCAGGGAACGCGUCCCAGCUGGAACAGCUCUCCAGGGUCCGGAGAAGUGGUGGGGAAUUAUACAUUGACUAUGAGGAGGAAGAGGUGGAGAGUGUAGAGCAGAGCACACAGAGGAUAAAGGAGUUUCGGCAGCUCACAGCAGACAUGCAGGCCCUGGAGCAGAAGAUCCAGGACAGCAGUAGGGAGACCUCCUUGGAGCUCAGGGAGCAUGCGGGGUGUCAGUCCCAAGAGUGCCGGUCCAUGGCCGUGGGUGCCGCUGAGAGAGUGGACGACAUAGUUGUGUGCCGCUGGGGCUCUAGGUCCUGUAAGGACGCUGCUGUAGGGACAGUCAUUGAGAUGACGAAUACUGGAGUCGGCGUGACAGAGACCAUGCUUGGAGUGACUACUGAAGCUGACAGAGAAAUUGAGCUGCAACAGCAGACUAUAGAAGCCUUGAAGAGGAAGAUCUGCUGUCUGGAAGUGCAGCUUAAAGAAACCACCCUUGACCAGGAGAUGACUAAGCUCAAACAAGAGCUGCAGGCUGCUAGAUCGAGGAAAAAGGUUGACAAAGCCAUGAUGGCCCAGCCCCUUGUUUUCAGCAAGAUGGUGGAAGCAGUGGUGCAGACGAGAGACCAAAUGGUUGGCAGUCAUGUGGACAUGGUUGACACAUGUGUUGGGAACUCUGUGCAAACAAGUAGCGUAGGCAUCUCCUGCUGGCCCAAUUGUGAGAAUAAAGUGCUGGGGCCUGAGCUGCCCAUGAACUGGUGGGUUGUUAAAGAAAGGGUGGAAAUGCGUGACCAAUGUGCUGGGAGGUCUAUGGAGACGUGUGACAAGAGCGUGGGUGUGGAAGUCAGCGUGUGUGAAACAGGCAGCAAUACGGAGGAGUCUGUGAGCAACCUGACGCUCCUCAAGACCAAUCUGAAUCUCAAAGAAGUGCGAUCGAUCGGCUGUGGAGAUUGCUCUGUCAACGUGACUGUCUGCUCUCCCCAGGAGUACACCUCCCGGAGUGUGAACACAGACGCUGUGAGCCAGGUGGAAGCUGCUGUCAUGGCCGUGCCUCAUACCACAAGCCAGCACACUAGUACAGUUUCGGACCAGGUGGACCAGUUCACCAACACUGAGAUGGCCACCCUUACAGAAUCCUGCACCAACACUUGCCUCAGCACCUCGGACAAGCAGACCAGCACGCAGCCGGUGGAGAUGCGGACGGUGGCGAUAGGAGAAGGCCGCGUCAGGGACAUCAACUCUGCCAAGCUGCGGUCCAUCGGAGUCGGAACCGUGCUCUCUGGCAGUUCUGGGUUUGACAGGCCGUUGACUGUGAAGACCAAAGAGUCAGGUGUGGGGCAGAUAAAUAUCAAUGACAACUAUCUGGUGGGCCUCAAAAUGAGGACCAUUGCUUGUGGUCCUCCCCAGUUGGCCGUGGGGCUGCCAGCCAGCAGGAGCGUGGGUGUUGGGGAUGAGCUUGUGGGACAGCUGAUGGAGAGCCCCCAGGCGCAGGCCCCGUUGGGGAUGAUGACAGGUUUGGAUCACUACAUUGAGCGUGUCCAGAAGCUGCUGGCAGAGCAGCAGACGCUGUUGGCUGAGAACUACAGUGAACUGGCAGAAGCUUUUGGGGAACCUCACUCACAGAUCGGCUCCUUGAACUCGCAGCUUAUCAGCACCUUAUCUUCAAUCAACUCUGUCAUGAAGUCUGCAAGCACUGAAGAGCUGAGGAACCCUGACUUUCACAAAAUGGGUCUGGGUAAACUCGCAGGCAAUACUUUGGAAUGCACCCAUAAGUGUGGAGGCCUUAAGUCAGGAGGACCACUAAACACCCAGACAUCCCAGCAUGAGCAAGAGGCGGGGACCACGCUGGGGAGGCCCGUCGGCAGCCAGGAUGCCUUCUCCUUGCAGGAAAGCACACUGCCUCCUGUGAACUUAACCGACGACCAGAUGGCCGCUGGCCUCUAUGUAUGUACCAACAAUGAAAGUACACUGAAAUCCAUCAUGAAGAAAAAAGAUGGCAACAGGGAUUCAAACGGAGCAAAAAAGAAUCUUCAAUUUGUUGGCAUCAAUGGAGGGUAUGAAACAACCUCAAGUGAUGAUUCCAGCUCAGAUGAAAGCUCUUCUUCCGAGUCAGAUGACGAGUGUGAUGUCACUGAGUGCCCUCCUGAGGAAGAGGAGGAGGACGAGGAGGACGGAGACACUCGGGGAGUGGCGGAAGGCCACCAGGCAAUUAAUAUUGAAGGUUUCGAGUCCGCCAGGGUGGAAGAUGAAAUGCAGGUUCAAGAAUGUGAACCUGAGAAGGUGGAAAUCAGAGAGAGGUAUGAAUUAAGUGAAAAGAUGUUGUCUGCAUGCAACUUAUUGAAAAAUAAUAUAAAUGACCCCAAAGCUUUGACCAGCAAGGAUAUGAGGUUCUGUCUGAACACUCUCCAGCACGAGUGGUUCCGCGUAUCCAGUCAGAAGUCAGCCAUCCCGGAGAUGGUGGGGGACUACAUCGCCGCUUUUGCGGCCAUCUCCCCGGACAUCCUCCGUCACAUCAUCAACAUGGCGGACGGCAACGGGAACACGGCCCUGCAUUACAGCGUGUCCCACUCCAACUUCGAGAUUGUGAAGCUGCUUCUGGACGCUGACGUGUGUAACGUGGAUCACCAGAACAAGGCAGGGUACACCCCCAUCAUGCUGGCCGCCCUGGCUGCUGUUGAAGCAGAGAAGGACAUGCGUGUUGUGGAAGAACUCUUUGGCUGUGGGGACGUGAAUGCCAAAGCCAGCCAGGCAGGACAGACGGCUCUCAUGUUGGCAGUCAGUCAUGGGCGGAUAGACAUGGUGAAGGGCCUGCUGGCCUGUGGGGCUGAUGUCAACCUCCAGGAUGACGAGGGUUCCACCGCUCUCAUGUGUGCCAGUGAGCACGGGCACGUGGAGAUCGUCAAGCUGCUGCUGGCCCAGCCAGGGUGCAGUGGCCACCUGGAAGACAACGAUGGCAGCACUGCACUCUCGAUAGCUCUGGAAGCAGGACACAAGGACAUCGCCGUUCUCCUGUAUGCCCACAUCAACUUCGCAAAGGCCCAGUCACCGGGUACCCCUAGGCUUGGAAGGAAGACAUCUCCUGGCCCCACCCACCGAGGUUCAUGUGACUGAUUAUGUGCAAAUAGCCGUCUAUUUACAUGCCACCAUGAAGCUGCUAAUUGUUCCUGUUGGGGUGACAGAUACUGAAUGUAUACAUACUGUGCCUGAGCUCACCAGCAAACAGAACACAAAAGCCCCAGGCGGAAGGCUGGAGCUGCACAGCAGAAGCUGAGCUAGCAGGAGAUAGCCACUGGCGUGCACCAACCCCUCCUGGCCACCGUCCCUGUGUAGAGCACACUUUAUUUACCCCAGUCUCUGUUGCUGUUGAGUCUCUGCUCCGUUAUGUACAGUUGUAGGAAAUUGUAACCCGACCUGAGCAACUUCUAUUCCUUCUCUCCACCCCCAACUGCUGCCAAGAAGUGUCAGAUUCUCAUUGGCAUGGUGUUUUUACAAUUUCCGCAAGUAUUUAUAUCUACUAAAUGUGGAACCAUUGGAAAGCUCUUCAAAAAUUCCAUUCCAGGAUCAUUUUGUUGCUUUUUUUCUUUUGUUUUUAUUAUUUUAAGGGAAGUCGAGAUGACUUUGAUCAUCAGCAGCUUGGGCCUAUGUUGGUAGGUUUCUGGUUUAAAAAUAAAAAUGGAACUCUCAAAAACUAUAAGCUUACAAAGGAACUCUUUUCAGUUGGUUUUAUCUAGGUGGAUGUAUUAUAUGACUUUUUAUAUAAAAGGCAUCUACAUAAAAUUGACACAGUAUUUUCAACUUUUAUAUUCUGUAGUAAUUAAAGACAUGAAGAACUAUAAGUAACAUUACCAUAUUUUUAUUAAUAAUUGCACAACUCUGUAUCUAAUGAUAAAGGUUGCAUUGUGUUAGAGGAACUGGCCAUACAUUUGCCUCUAGAGAAACAUAGCGUAGCUUUCUCCACGUAUUUAUGGAUUCCUUUAUACCAUGUCACAUGUACUUUGGUCUUACAUGUAUUUAAAUGUUUGAAGUGCCUUAGACUCUUGCCAUAUUUUCAAAAUAAAAUUUCAUUAAGCCCUUU